Messenger RNA from Alternaria postmessia, 2781 nucleotides. RefSeq lists its product as uncharacterized. Gene Ontology annotation, molecular function: ATP binding; ATP hydrolysis activity. NCBI's taxonomy places the organism in Eukaryota, Fungi, Ascomycota, Dothideomycetes, Pleosporales, Pleosporaceae. The transcript is spliced from 4 exons. The record is from RefSeq and is a predicted model, not a curated record. The coding region runs from base 1 to 2781 and encodes 926 amino acids.
AUGGACGAAGAGCUUUUACGCAAAGAGCAAAUGGAAGAAGGAUGGGAUGCGGAUGCUGUUGACGCUCUGAGAGGCUACGCUCCUCUUUCACAUGAUGCGGCGACCGCAGAAAAGUUAGAGUGGAGACAUCUGAAGCACGAAAGCAAUCUGGAACUUCCGGAGCGUUUCAACAGUGAUGAAGAGGAUGCAGAUUCAUGGGACUAUAUAGAGGACGAAAUAUCCCAUCGUCCCACAACCCAUCGUCCCCCACCCGUACCGGCCCCGCGACACAUGCUUCGCGACUCCGAUGCUUCCAGACCAGAAGUCGCGGUCCAACAGGGUCGUAAGCGACGACGACCCGGAUCAUACCUCUCUGACAAUGAGCCUGAUCACCUAUCAUACCCCUCCAUCAGUGACCCUACUUCGAUAUCAAGAGAAUCCUUGAGGUAUCGUCAGCGAAACAAGCGUCCUGCAUAUGUGGAUCCUGGCUACGCGGAAGAGGACAUCCUAUCGAGUGCCUCGGAGUCGCGGCCGAAGAAACGGCUAGCAAAGCAGCGACAUCCAAUUCGACCGCAUGCUACGCCAUCAGGCAUGGACCUGUUACAUGCUAAAGAGGAUGAAGAUACUCUGCAAGACGCACUGGGCGAGAUAAAGGCUCUUAGAAUGGAAAAUGAACGCUUACGACAAGAUGCUUGCAAAGUACCUGUUUCGAGUCAGCCGGCGUACAGCUAUAAAGUCUUCUACGAAAUACGGACAGUCUUGUACCUGGAUGAGCCAUGUUGGCAACCUGCUGAAGGAUCUAGUGUCAAAUUGCUGGCCAAAAACCCGAUCCGGAGGCUAGAGUCUUAUCUUGACCAACAUCCCGAGAUAGCCUUCGCUAUAUACAAGAACUACGACCAAGAUCUCCCUCCGGAUGGCAGCGAGAUCGAAACUGUAGACGGUGUUUACCGGUCGCCGAUACCUACGCAUGAGGCCGUCUCGUUUGUAUCCUCUGAUAUGCGAAGCGCGGUUAAGGAGCUUGUUCAGCAGAUACCCAGAUUCGACUAUUACUUCCCCCACUUUAACCUUGAUCGGGAUAUCCCUGCACCGUACCUUUUCAUGUACUACAGUACACCUUUCAUAGCUGGAGUCCUACCAAAACUCAGUACGCGCAGUCGGAACCUCAUCAAGCAGUUGCAAGCAGUCAUUGCAGAAAGCUACGGUCAUGAGUACACUUCAGUAAAGCUUCAAGCGGAGAAAGGAACGAUAGCACGUAAAUAUCUCAAGUACUUAGUUCGUCCCGGAGAUGUUCUUGUGAGCAGUGCGGCGGAAGGAAACAUUCCCCAAGCAUGCAUUGCUAGGGAUUGGAUUGGAGCCCCAGAGACCACACUCGAAGAACCCGAGUUGGAAGAUUGGGAGCACGUUGGAAAGCAGCUUGUCGAAGGACAUAGUUCUCUCGUCAACUCUAUAUCUGAUCGCAAAAUGACUACAUAUGUUUGGAAAGUUCCAGUGUGGAAUUGGUCAUUCGACGGCAACUUUGGACGACAAGAAACUAGUAUAGACAUCACGAUGUCUCUUGCCAACGAAGGAGACUCAGUCGAGAUCAGAAGUCUCAAAUAUUACCCUCUACAGUAUGCAGCAGCGAACAUGAGGUCGCUGCUUGAGAAGAGAGGUAGAACAUUUUGGUCUCUUCGAAACAGACGAUUUGUUUCGUACAUGCGUUCUGAGGAGGACGAGCUCUACAACAUUGAGGAUAGGUACAUAGUCGACACUAAGUCCUUCAAGAUGCUAUUUCCAGACUCGAAUAUUGCGCAGAUGCGCCUCAAGCAUGCGUUUAGCGCCGCAGUCAUGGCAAAUGAUCAACCACCUGAAGAGGGCGACGCACUUCUAGCGGUUCCGUCGACUAUCAUGGCCCACAAUCUACAAGAAAAGGUAUGGAGGGAACUUCUUGUCGACCAGAUUACGGAUAUAAACUGGAACAAGCAAGCCUUCAAGGACCUCGUAGCUGAACCAGAGACCAAGGAACUAGUACAAGCACUCGUCAUGAAGCAAAUCAAUGCCAAAAGAUCGACAGAUUUUGUGGCUGGCAAAGGAAAUGGACUAAUCAUGCUUCUACAUGGCGCACCUGGAACCGGCAAGACUUUCACUGCUGAAGGUGUCGCUGAGUUCGCGGAGAAGCCAUUGCUUCGGAUAACUUGUGGGGACAUCGGUACCGAACCUGAAGUGGUUGACCAGCGCCUUCGUGCCACCUUGCGACUUGGAAAACUGUGGGAUUGUGUUGUACUUCUAGACGAAGCGGAUGUGUUUCUCGAGGAACGCGAUAUGAAAGACCUUAAGAGAAACGCACUAGUAUCUGUGUUUCUCCGUGCCCUCGAAUACUACGAUGGCAUCUUGAUUCUGACCUCAAAUCGCGUCGGUACCUUCGACGAAGCCUUCAAAUCCCGCAUUCAACUCGCCCUGCACUACGACAAUCUCGGAAUCGUCCAACGUAAGAAGAUCUGGCGCAACUUCAUCACACGCAUGAAGAAACUCGAAGAAUCUUCGUCCGCGGACUUGGAAGACAUUCUCGAUCAUAUCGACGAACUCAGUAAGGAACCUAUGAAUGGACGAGAGAUUCGCAACGCAAUCACCAUCGCAAGGCAAUUAGCGGAAUUUAGGGGACAACGCUUCCAGUACUCACAUCUCAAGCAUGCUAUGAAUGUCGGUAGCCGGUUCAGCAAGUACUUGAAUGAUCUGAGAAUGAACUAUACGGACGACAUGAUCAAGCAGGAUAGUGGAAUCAGGUUUUCUUACACUGCUGUGGCACCGGCUGGGCUUCAAUGA